AUGCCUACCACUCACUCACUCACUCACUCUACUCUACUUCUACUCUACUUCUACUCUACUUCUACUCUACUCUGCCCUACUAUCAUAAGUUCUUCUUCAUUCGUUGCUCGCUCUAGCACUCCCUCACUUGUUCCAGGUCAGGCCAGGUCAGGUAAGGUACCAACCUGGACUAACAGGCUAUACGUGCUACAAGAGUGGAGUAAUCGAUACAUACCAGGUAUGGAUCGUGUCAAGACAGUAGGCAGGCUUAUGAAUCGAAUCGUCUUUUCUGGACUCGCUACUCUACCUACGUACCUAGGGUGUAACGGCUCAGGUACCUCAUCGUGGGAAUUUGCACGACGUACGUGUACAUGUGGUGCGUUGACACCUACCACCGAUGGGUCAAGACUAACCAACGGCAGUAAGAAGAGAGGCUACAAGUCCUGA
This is a messenger RNA of Sphaerulina musiva SO2202, 426 nucleotides long. RefSeq lists its product as uncharacterized. NCBI's taxonomy places the organism in Eukaryota, Fungi, Ascomycota, Dothideomycetes, Mycosphaerellales, Mycosphaerellaceae. Bases 1 to 426 code for a protein of 141 amino acids. The record is from RefSeq and is a predicted model, not a curated record. The transcript is spliced from 3 exons.